AUAUAUAUAUAUAUAUAUAGAGGGGGCUCCUCACUAAACCAUGAUCCUCUGCUCUUGGAUGAUCUCUCUUUGGUUCUCUGUGGAAGAGGAGAAUCGAAGAGAAGUGCAGCUGCUGCGUCCCCGUCGACCCGUCUUCCCUCCGAGACGCCCAACUCCUCCAUGGCGACCGAUGCUUCCGACCAUCCUCUGCUCGAUCUCACUCUGUCGUUGAGCGUCGGCACGCAGCGGCCGACUCCCGGUGAGGAGUCCCAGAGCCGUGCGAAAAGCCUGCAGGUAUUGAGGCAACAAACUGCGGAGCAGAUCCGACUUGCUGCCGCGGAGAAUGCAUAUGCUGAGAGGAUGAGGGAGGUGACGAGGAUGGAGAUGGAGUUGGCGGAGAAAGAGUAUGCACGAGCUCGGCUGGUAUGGGAGCGAGCCAGAGAGGAGGUGAAGAAGGUGGAGAGGAUGAAAGAGAUGGCGACCGGGAGGAUCAACUCGGCGUGCUUGGAGAUCACUUGCCACAGUUGCCAUCAACGAUUCCGGCCGUAGCGGAGGCCGGUCCGACGUGAGUCUUUGUCACUUGUUGGAUUAUGGGAUCAUUUAUCGCGAGUUGAUCGAAACUAAGGGUGUCUUUUUUGCCUCUGCUGCGUCGACGAUGUUCUUCCAAUUUGUCUCUCCACGAAGGUAGAAUAACAAAGUUGGUGUGGUGAUAUGAAAGAAGGCUGUUCCAAUUGCACGAUUGUCAAAAAUGUUUCUAGUUGAUAUAUGUAUUCUAAUGGAAUCGAUGAAGCAGCGAUGCGAUCAUCUUCA
Musa acuminata AAA Group (dessert banana) is the source of this 789-nucleotide messenger RNA. RefSeq names its product protein indeterminate-domain 16-like. The transcript has a single exon. The record is from RefSeq and is a predicted model, not a curated record. The coding region runs from base 160 to 528 and encodes 122 amino acids. Lineage: Eukaryota; Viridiplantae; Streptophyta; Magnoliopsida; Zingiberales; Musaceae. Gene Ontology annotation, biological process: gravitropism. Gene Ontology annotation, cellular component: nucleus.